AUGAACGAAAAACCGACACCCGACGCACCACCGGGCGAUGCGCCGCCCGGAACCGACGAGAAGGCUGUCAAGGCGCGACUGCUUGGCGCUAUCACAGGACGCGAUGCUCUUACGUGGUACAAAAGCGGCUUCCGUGAGGUGGUGUUGGGCCAAAAGACACUCCCGCCCUCCAAGAAUGGCCGUCGCAUUCCUCUACGGCUGGAUCAAGAUGCACCCUUGACCGACGAGCGCCGAGGCGGUCACCCCUACGUAUCCAAUGCCAUCCGAACGUCCCGAUACACCGUCUACGACUUCAUCCCAAAGCAGUUGUUUUUCCAGUUUUCUCGAAUCGGCAACUUUUAUUUUCUUUGCGUUGGUGUGCCCCAGACCAUACCUGGACUCUCCACAACUGGCUCGACCACCACUAUUUUACCGUUAUUAUUCUUUGUUUUGGUUACAAUCGCCAAAGAGGGAUAUGACGAUUUCAAGCGGCAUCGGCUCGACAAGGUGGAGAAUGCGGAAACAGCACGCGUCCUCAAGCGCUCGAAGCAUCGCAAUACGGCCACGCAGGAUUGGCUAUCAAAGCUCCGCGGAUUGCUUGUGAAGAGCAAAAAAGGGCGGGAAACAUGUCCAGAUGACGGGCCCUGGACAACCACAAAAUGGUGUGAUAUUGAAGUUGGAGAUCUCAUCAGGUUAUCAAGAGAUGACCCAGUCCCAGCCGACAUUGUGCUGCUCUCCACCGACGGAGAAAAUGGCCUCGCUUACAUUGAAACGAUGGCACUGGACGGCGAGACAAACCUCAAGAGCAAGCAAGUUUCGGCAGCCCUGAAGGAUUAUGAUACGUUUGAAAAGAUAACCAUGUCCAACGCUGAACUCGCUGUCGAAGACCCAAAUCCUGAUUUAUACAAAUUCGAUGGCAAGAUCACUGUAGACGGCAAGUCGCUGCCACUCACGUCCGCCGAAGUCAUUUACCGCGGGAGCAUCUUGAGGAACACUGGAUAUGCAAUCGGCAUCGUCAUCAACACAGGCGAAGAGUGCAAAAUCCGCAUGAACGCCAAUCAGCAUCCCAAGGCGAAAAAGCCAGCCCUUGAAACCGUCGCCAACAAGAUUGUCAUCACCCUCGCUAUUUAUGUCAUCAUCCUCUCUGUUGGCUGCUCCAUGGGAUACAUCAUGUGGCAGAGGUCGCAGGAAAGAAAUUCAUGGUACCUCAAAGAUGCCCAAGUCAAGUUUCACGAGAUCAUCAUUGGUUACAUCAUUCAAUUCAACAACGUCAUACCGCUGGCGCUCUACGUCAGUCUCGAGAUUGUCAAAGUUGGACAGCUGCUCAUGCUCAACUCCGAUGUUGAGAUGUACCAUGCCAAGACAGAUACGCCUGCGCGUUGCAACACGAACACGAUUCUCGAGAACUUAGGCCAAGUGGGCUACAUAUUUACCGACAAGACGGGCACACUUACUGAGAACGUCAUGAAGUUCCGGAAACUAAGCAUUGCGGGCACAGCAUGGCUUCAUCAACCCGAUGUCGACCUUGAGGCCGAGGGCGGCGAGAGCAGCUCUGUUGACACGCUUUCAGAGGUCAAAGGAGGUCCUCGAGUUUCGACUCAGUACAUAAGGGCGGAUGCCGUGGUCGAUGAUUACGUCCAGUCGCCAACAGCUCUUGGAAGGCCAUCUAUGGCCCAGUCUCGUGCACCAUCUACCCGACGAUCCUCCUCCCAGUGGCGCUCCACAGGUCGCCCAGAUCAUGUGCAACCGGAUGUGACUACUAAAGAACUUUUGGAGUUCAUUGCUUUGAGACCUCACUCCCUGUUCGCCAGGAGAGCCAAGGACUACAUUCUGGCCAUGGCUCUUUGUCACACCUGUCUACCGGAAAUUCGCGAUGGCGAGGUGGAGUACCAGUCUUCAUCUCCAGACGAACUGGCGAUCGUUCGAGCAGCGCAGGAGCUGGGAUACAGUGUCAUUUCUCGAACGUCUUCGAAUAUUACAUUGCGACACGCCUCGGAUGCUGGCGACACUGGGAAGGACAUGACGUUCGAGAUAUUGGAUGUCAUUGAGUUCAGCAGCCACCGAAAGAGGAUGUCUAUCGUCGUACGGUACCCUGAUGGACGGAUCUGCAUUAUUUGCAAAGGUGCCGAUUCGGUUAUUCUUCCGAGGUUGAAGUUGGCUAAUCUGGCCUUGCAAAAAGCCCAGAACGUUCGCAAGAGCGCGGACCUGGAACACGAGCUUCUUCGGAAGAGCGAACAACAAGAGCCAACAAUCAGUGUCAGCGGCCGUGCAAGCAUGUCUCUGCGAAGAAGCAUCGGUAUUGCACGUAAUGCUCCAGGACCGAGUACAAGACCUCACGUGGACCGCAGCCAGUCUUUCGAGGCAAGCAGGCUGGGCAAAUCCGGCGAUUUACUUCGACCCUCGAUCAACAUCCGUACUACCUCGUUUGAUGCAUCGCCAGCCUCUCCUAACCUUGCCCACCAUACCCCCGAGAAGUUCGCAUUCCUCGACGACCCCGCCAUUGCCGAUGACUCGACUAUUUUUACUCGCUGUUUCAAACACCUGGACGACUUUGCCACCGAAGGCCUGCGCACGCUACUUUUCGCUCAGAAGUUCAUCUCUGAGCAGGACUACCGCACGUGGAAGCAAUCUUUUGAUGAAGCCGCUACUAGCUUGAUCAACCGACAGGAGAAGAUCGAGGCUGCGGCAGAGACCAUUGAGCAGUCUCUUAGCCUUGUUGGCGCAUCCGCGAUCGAGGACAAACUGCAAGAGGGCGUACCGGAGACCAUCGACAAGCUUCGACGGGCUAACAUCAAGGUUUGGAUGUUGACGGGCGAUAAGCGCGAGACGGCCAUCAACAUUGCCCACUCGACACGCAUCUGCCAGCCCGUCUCUGACCUUUUCACCCUUGAUGUGUCGAAGGGAGAUCUUCAGGGUCAGCUGAUGGCGCUGUCUGAAGACUUGCACUCUGGCUGUGUCCACAGCGUUGUCGUCAUCGAUGGACAGUCUUUGGCUGCCAUUGAGAAGUCACCUGAAUUGACCGCCCAGUUCUACUCGGUUGUGCCCUUCGUUGACUCCGUCAUCUGUUGCCGUGCCUCGCCGGCGCAAAAGGCUCUUAUGGUCAAGACCGUCCGCUCGCAGCUUCGUAAGUCGGGAGGCCGCAUGGGUCAUGGACUGACCCUUGCUAUUGGUGAUGGCGCCAACGACCUGGCAAUGAUUUCCGCCAGCCACGUCGGCGUCGGAAUUUCGGGAAAGGAGGGUCUGCAGGCUGCUCGAGUGGCCGAUUACGCCAUCGCCCAGUUCCGAUACUUGCAGCGUUUGCUCCUGGUGCACGGCCGAUGGAACUACGUCCGGACUGCCAAGUUCAUUCUGUGCACUUUCUGGAAAGAGAUGUUCUUCUACCUGCCCACUGCCAUGUAUCAGCGCUACAACGGUUACACGGGUACUUCGCUGUACGAAUCGGCCAGCUUGACUGUCUUCAACACCCUGUUCACCAGUCUCUGCGUCAUCUGUAUGGGUAUUUGGGAGCAAGAUCUCAGCGCAGAUACCCUACUCGCUGUCCCAGAGCUGUACGUGUAUGGCCAACGAAACAUGGGACUGAAUCUAGUCAAGUACACCGCCUGGAUGUUCUCGGCGGCGUGUCAAGGUGUGUUGGCGUACUGGGGCGUCUGGGCGGGGUAUGUAUGGUUCGCGCAUUCGAGCGACCAGGGUCUCUUUGCCGUUGGUGAUCUCUCAUUUACGUUGGGCGUCGUCUGGAUCAACUACAAGUGCUUGUAA
Molecule: messenger RNA, 3735 nt
Organism: Colletotrichum spaethianum
Lineage: Eukaryota; Fungi; Ascomycota; Sordariomycetes; Glomerellales; Glomerellaceae
Product: putative phospholipid-transporting ATPase DRS2
Exons: 1
Coding region: 1-3735 (1244 amino acids)
Biological process (GO): phospholipid translocation; intracellular protein transport; endocytic recycling
Cellular component (GO): plasma membrane
Molecular function (GO): ATP binding; magnesium ion binding; ATPase-coupled intramembrane lipid carrier activity
Source: RefSeq, a predicted model, not a curated record